AAGACCAUACACCACAGACGGGUGACCUUACUAAACAGAAGUGUUUCAGAUCACAGUAUUUGACUUCAUCCUUCAGUGCAGUGUGAAAUUAAUCGACCAUAUGAGAUGUCUGAGCAGAAAUUUGAAGAUCUCAGUGACAAACUGCACCAAAGCAUUAAGAAACUGAACACAGAAUACAACAGAAAUCAUCAAACUCUCAAAGAUCUAAUAAAGAAACUGAAUGACAUCACUGAUGAACUUGAAUCCAUGCACAAAAACACCACGAUGGGCAGUUUGGUGGGAGCAUCAAUAGGAGCAGCAGGAGGACUUACAUUGCUGGGUAUAGCUUUGGCCCCAUUUACAUUUGGUGCGUCUAUAGCUAUUACUGGUGCUGCUGGUGUUACUGCAAUGGGUGUUGGAGUAGCUGGAGGAGUAAUAGGGGCAGCAUCUAACAUCACUAACAUGUUCAAGCAGAGCAACAAGCGCCAGACUAUUGAGGAGAUCAUCAAUGAUUUCCAGAACACCAUCAACCCAAUGAUUCAGCAUCUGAAUACAAUUUCUGAAACCAUAGAAAAGCUUGAGAAAAUUGAGCCAAUGUAUUCUCAUCAAAAUAAAGCACUACUGACAAGUGUGAAAGCCCUGAAAACCAUUUCAAGCGUUAAAAAACUUUUAUCUAUACUUCGAACUACUAAAAUUGGGAAAGUGUUCGCAAGAGCUACCAAAGCACUUCAAGUGGUUGGGAAACUAUCUAUGACAAUUUCAGCUCUGUUUUUUGUUCUUGAUGUUUACACUAUUUAUUGUAAUUCAACAGAACUCUCUGAAAUGAAAUCAGACAAAAAGAGAAAAGCAGAAGAAAUAAAAUCAGAAACUGUGAAAUUUAUUUAUCAAAUGAGAGAAACAGCUGCUCAAUUUCAGAAUACUCUGGAUGAAACUAAAUGUGCCAGAGACGCUAUUAACAAAGCUGUACAAAUCAGUCAAGAAGAUCAUUGAACUGCUCUGUUUGGUGUUGUCAAUUUACUGACUCUUUAAACUGAAAUCUUUAAAAACUUGGCAACAAAAUAAGGUUGAAUAUAUAUAUGAUUUUCAAUUAUUUUGUAACAUGUAAUUAUUGUAGUCUUAAUAAUCCUUGUCUUUUUUCUUCUUUUUUUCUGGUUCUGUAUGAAAUUGGAUAAACUAUUUGCAAACAGUCUUUGUAUAAGCCACUUGCACUCGAGUUUAGAUCUCAUUAUAUCUUAUGACAUUCU
Molecule: messenger RNA, 1223 nt
Organism: Megalobrama amblycephala (Wuchang bream)
Lineage: Eukaryota; Metazoa; Chordata; Actinopteri; Cypriniformes; Xenocyprididae
Product: apolipoprotein L2-like
Exons: 3
Coding region: 106-969 (287 amino acids)
Biological process (GO): lipoprotein metabolic process; lipid transport
Cellular component (GO): membrane; extracellular region
Molecular function (GO): lipid binding
Source: RefSeq, a predicted model, not a curated record